Molecule: messenger RNA, 12775 nt
Organism: Pocillopora damicornis (cauliflower coral)
Lineage: Eukaryota; Metazoa; Cnidaria; Anthozoa; Scleractinia; Pocilloporidae
Product: dynein axonemal heavy chain 3
Biological process (GO): microtubule-based movement
Cellular component (GO): dynein complex
Molecular function (GO): dynein intermediate chain binding; minus-end-directed microtubule motor activity; ATP hydrolysis activity
Source: RefSeq, a predicted model, not a curated record
GAAAGUCAGAGUCAAGCGUAGAAACUUUUGCCUUAUGUGCAAAUACGUUUUGAACUAGACAUCCUGGCUUUAACACAGGAUGUAAAUACUCUCUAAAUUAUUGUGAUAAGGAGGUGAUUGCGCAGUUGGCUAAAUUGCGGAUUAACGAACAAGGGUAAAUCGAAAUUGAUAUACACUUCGAGGACUUCUGUUAUUAGCCUCUUCGAUUCCUCGAGAUAAUUGAGCAUCCUUCAAAAUGCAACGCGUGAAGUAUGCCGACAGUGGCGUCUUCAGUUGCUCACAGACUCGCGGCUUACCGGGGUUGCCUCCUUUACCGCCAUCUCACGAAACGCCUUCAGAAUUAUAUCAGAUUGUGUUACGUCACAGUGAGCAUCCCCCUAUAAUGAAGGAUCCCUCCUGGACCAGAGCGGCACCCUUCAAAGAGACAGCCCAUGCUAGGACGCCUAGUGAAUCAAUUGGUAAUAACUACACACCAACAGCAAGCAGCCUGAAGAUUAGAAAUUUAGCCAAAGUACAGCCUCCAGUCAGACCACCUUCAAGAAUUCCAGCACAGCAAGGUUCUAAAGAACCAACAUCACCUAGGAAAAGACCUGUUGUGGGUCCACAUGCCAGAAGUAAAUCAGAAGGAGAAAAACCUCUAUUACCACCCAGCCGAGCCAUGACUCCAGCAGAGCAGUUGGAUAUCAUAAGAUCCUGUGAAGUUGUAGAAAGUGUGGAUGAAGGGGAAGUAUCUAAGCGUGACUUAGAGCGUUACCAGUACUACAUUUCCCGUGGAGUACCUGAUCACUCCCUCGCAGCACAGGAUCAAGAAAUAAUGGAGAGAAUAGUGCAAAAAAGAAUCCCUGAUAAACUAGCAAGAAAUGCUGAACUUGAUCCGCUUAUAACAAAACUCAAGCAAGAAGUUGGCGGAGACUAUGACUUCAGUGUACGCAAGUCUAUUGUUGACUAUAUUCUCAUGGAUCCUAGUGAAAGACAAAGACUACACAUCAAAGAAAUACCAAAACCUUUUCCUCAGAGGACUGUUAGAGCUCCUGUUCCAUGGCACAAUUCAUAUCGAUUGGCGAAAGAGGCCUGUACAAAGAACUUGUUUAUCACCAACCCAGUGAUGAUGAAGAUUCAGAACCUCUGGUAUGACAGUUUCUCCGAGGUGCGUUUUGUGGAUGGAGACCAGCUACUUGCAUCAGGGCUUCCUGUUACACCGGCAGAGUUUGAAUUGCUUGUUAAACAGCAGUGUGCAAAGACAAGAGAAUUCCUUAAAAGAACAUGGAUUCCUGCUUGUGCCAAAAUCCUUAUUGAACAACGCCAGGAGUGGAUGCACUUAGUGCCAAGUUCUGAGGGUGAAUCUGCUACUCUUGUGCAGCAGUUCUUUGCAUGUCUUGCGGCUCUCAUGUCAACACAACUUCGAAGUUUAGUCAUCAAUUCCCUUGCAGACUUUGUCAGGUUUCUAAGCAUGUACAAGGAUGGGAAUGACUUUGGAGAAAAUUACUCAGACCUUCGAUAUGUCAUGACUGAGAUUAUGAUUGUUCAGCUGAAAAUUGACAGUGGAAAGUUGACAUUUGAUCCUCCGUUCAGAGAGUUACGGGAUAUCUUGCUCAGACUGCUGACAGACAUUGUUCAAAAUGCUGAAGACCUACCUAGGGUUGAAAUUGAACUAUUUCCUGACAUGAAAGACAAAAAGCUUUUUCUGCGCUCUGUACAUGUUGAUGAAGCUCUUGUUCAGGACUACAUGGAUCAGGCCGUUGAUAUCUUUAAACUCAACACUGUUGGACCUCAAAAGUAUCUAAACACAUACAAGAAAUAUCAGGACUUGCUUAACAACAAAGCUGACACAGAGAUUAACACUUUCAUUCAAGAUGAGCCAGUUUUGUUGGCUUUAUCCAAGAAAAUUGAUUCCUACCUGAACCUGUCCAAGGAGAUCGCCUCCUUACAUAUUACUGUUCCUCUAAAUAUGCUCUGUUUGAAUUGUGAUGAUGUCAACCAGGAACUAUCUGCCCGUGCUGCACGACUGGCUGACAGAAUGAUACAGUAUGUUGUGGAUCAGAACAGGGACAAAAAUAGAGGGUUGUGUAAAUCGUAUGAUGAGAUAUCAGACAAGGUGCAGGAGAUGCCAGAUAACACAAGUGACUUGGUAGCACUGACCCAGUUCUUGGAGAAUGCCAGUUCUGUUACUGUCGUCAACUUACAGACUGCUGUUGAUGAGGCUGGAGAGAGGCUGCUGUUUUUACUUGAUUAUGCAACACUUCCAUACGAAGACCUAAAACUGAACAGCACUGUAUUUCACUGGCCCGAACAUAUUCAGAAAAUCUUUGAACUCAGCAAAAACCGAAUAGGACACAGGAAGGAUCUGGCUAUGGAUGAAGUCAAAAGAAAAGUCAAGGCGUUUGAAGAGAAACUCAAUGGAUACAACAAAGAAGUCGAAGCCUUUAGGAAGAAAGAGAUCAUGGCAGCUGAUGAGAUGAAAAAGAACGUUGAGAAGCUCGAUGAACUAGAGGAGUCACUGAAAAAAGCGCAGGAGGAAUUGAUUCAAUUAAAUACUGAAGAAGAAUUACUGGAAUUUGAGGCCACACAGUUCCCAAUACUUCAAGCUAUGAUUGCAUACAAAGAACCGUACGAAAAACUGUGGAGGACAACGCUGUCUUUCCACAACAAGAACGAGGCUUGGCUCAAUGGUCCAUUUACGGACAUAAAUGCAGAGGAGGUUGAGGAGGAAAUUGGUGGCAUGUACAGAACAGUAUUGAAACUGACCAAGACAUUUAGUGAUGCCCCAGGCCCCAGACGAGUGGCUGAUAGUGUCAAAAGUAAGGUGGACAAGUUUAAAGUUCACAUUCCACUGUUGCAGAUCAUUUGUAAUCCUGGAUUGAGAGAACGACACUGGGAACAGAUGAGUGAAGUUGUCGGGUUUGACAUCAAACCUGAGCCAACGACCUCCCUCUGUAAUAUGCUGGAAUACAAUCUUCACAAGUUCACUGAAAAACUUGAUGAGAUAAGUGGUGCGGCCAGCAAGGAGUUUGGUCUGGAGAAGGCCAUGGAGAAAAUGAAGGUUGAAUGGAAAGAUAUGUACUUUGAACUCAUUCCCUACAGAGACACGGGUGUGUCAAUCCUGUCCGCUGUGGAUGAUAUUCAGCUGUUGCUUGAUGAUCAUAUUGUCAAAGCACAGACCAUGAGUGGUUCUCCGUUUAUUAAACCUUUUGAGGCAGACAUUAAGGAAUGGUGCGAAAGGCUCAUUGAAAUGCAAGAUAUCAUUGAUGCAUGGCUCAAGUGUCAGGCCACAUGGUUGUACCUGGAACCGAUUUUUAGCUCAGAGGAUAUCAUGGCACAGAUGCCCGAGGAGGGAAGAAAGUUUGGAAUUGUAGACAGCUACUGGAAAGACAUCAUGAGUGAAGCGGGAAAAGACACACAAGUGCUUGUGGCUACGGCUCAGCCUAACAUGUUGGGAAGACUGAACGAGGCUAAUCAACUGCUUGAGGAGAUUCAGAAGGGUCUUAAUGCCUAUCUGGAGAAGAAACAGCUCUUCUUUCCGAGGUUUUUCUUCCUAUCAAAUGACGAGUUGUUGGAGAUCUUGUCAGAAACCAAAGAUCCUCUACGAGUACAGCCGCAUCUGAAGAAAUGUUUCGAGGGAAUAGCAAGACUUGAGUUCACAGAGGAUCAGGAAGUGGUGGGAAUGAUCAGCGCCGAGAAUGAAACUGUUCCCUUCUCCACUAAAAUCAUCCCAGCCAAAGCUAAGGGAAUGGUAGAGAAGUGGCUGAUUCAAGUUGAAGAAGUCAUGAUCAACAGUCUCAAGAAAGUUACAGAAGAUGCAGUAAAUGCCUAUAACCAGACUCCCCGGGGCAAGUGGGUCCAAGAGUGGCCUGGGCAGAUAAUUUUGGCUUGUAGCGGUAUAUUUUGGACUUCCGAAGUUUCACAAGCCCUACUGGAGAAAGAUGGCUUAAAGAAUUACCUUGCCAAGUCUAAUUCUCAGAUCGAGACCAUUGUUGCCCUUGUCCGAGGGAAACUGGAUUCUGGUAUCAGGAUCACGCUUGGCGCACUCACUGUAAUUGACGUGCAUGCUCGUGAUGUGGUGGCAAAGAUGUACAAAGAUGGAGUCAACAGUAUAAAUGAUUUCCAAUGGCUGUCACAGCUCAGAUAUUACUUUGAGGAAAAGAAGACCAUAGUGCGAAUGAUAACAACCAGUAUUGACUAUGGAUAUGAAUACCUUGGUAACAGUGGUCGUUUGGUGAUCACACCUCUCACCGACAGAUGUUACAGAACUCUGAUGGGCGCCAUUAAACUCAAUCUUGGUGGCGCUCCCGAGGGGCCUGCCGGGACAGGUAAAACAGAAACCUGUAAAGAUCUGGCUAAGGCUGUUGCCAAACAGUGCGUGGUUUUCAACUGUUCCGACGGCCUCGACUACAAAGCCAUGGGUAAAUUCUUCAAAGGAUUAGCGCAGGCGGGGUGCUGGGCCUGUUUUGACGAAUUCAAUAGAAUCGAACUUGAGGUGUUGUCUGUAGUAGCGCAACAGAUUCACACGAUUCAGAAAGCUAUCGCAGACAGAAAGGCGAAGUUUAUCUUUGAGGGAACCGAACUUGUGCUCAACCCAACUUGCACAAUGUUUAUCACGAUGAACCCUGGCUAUGCAGGGCGACAGGAGCUGCCCGAUAACCUCAAGGUUCUUUUCCGCACCGUGGCGAUGAUGGUUCCUGAUUAUGCAUUAAUCAGUGAAAUCUCUCUCUAUUCCAUGGGAUUCUUGGACGCACGAAGUUUGGCACAGAAGAUUGUAGCUACGUAUCAGUUGUGUUCAGAGCAGCUCUCGUCGCAGUCUCAUUACGACUAUGGCAUGAGGGCUGUCAAGUCUGUCCUUACUGCUGCUGGGAAUCUCAAGCUUCGUUAUCCAGACGAUGAUGAAGCGGAGCUUAUGUUAAGAGCUGUAUUGGAGGUCAAUCUUGCCAAGUUCUUGGCACAGGAUGUGCCUUUGUUCGAAGGAAUCAUCUCGGACUUGUUUCCCGGCACCAGUUGGCCCAACCCUGACUACGGAGUGCUGAUGGACGCUCUCAGAGAAAACUGCAAGAUUCGUAAUUUACAGGCGACAAAGUGGUUCCUUAAGAAAAUCAUUCAAGUUUACGAGAUGAUGAUUGUCAGACAUGGUUUUAUGAUAGUUGGAGAUCCGCUCGGAGGGAAGACAAUGGCGUUCAAGGUGCUGUCUGAUGCAAUGUCAGAUCUCAAAAAAGCAGGAUAUCCGUAUCAAAAGGUGAUUUACAAGAUCAUAAAUCCCAAGUCCAUUAGCAUGGGUGAGUUGUAUGGCUGCUUUGACCCAGUCUCCCACGAGUGGUCAGAUGGUGUCCUAGCGAACUCUUUUAGAGAGCAUGCGUCGUCCACCACAGAGGACAGGAAAUGGUUGAUCUUUGAUGGGCCUGUAGAUGCUGUUUGGAUCGAGAACAUGAACACUGUGUUGGACGACAACAAGAAACUGUGUUUGAUGAGUGGUGAAAUAAUUCAAAUGAACAACAAACAGAGUUUGAUAUUUGAGCCUGCAGACCUGGAGCAAGCUUCUCCUGCUACAGUCAGUCGUUGUGGUAUGAUCUACCUUGAACCACACCAGCUUGGUUGGGAACCACUGAUGGAUUCCUAUAUGAACACGCUUCCUAAGAGCUUGAACGCGGAGCAUUUGGAAACCAUCAGAGCCUUGUUCAUGUGGCUUGUACAGCCAUGUUUGUCCUUUCUCCGCCGUGAGUGUAAGUUUUUCAUCAAUACGUCCAACAUGCAUCUCGUGAAUUCCUUUAUGAAUCUGUACACGUGUUUGUUGGAUGAAAUCGCCAUGCAAGAUCAAGCUGAAGGCGCUGACAGAAUGUCAAGCUCACAGAUCACCAACUGGCUUCAGUGUCUGUUUAUCUUUGCCCUGGUUUGGUCCAUUGGUGGCACGAUAAACGGCGACAGUCGCAAGAAGUUUGACGCAUUUUUCAGAUUGCUGAUCAGCGGAACAGAUAAAGAUCACCCCAAACCCAACAACAUCAAGAUGACCAAGGUCAGCGAGCUGAUGAUUCCUACCGAUGAAACUGCUCGGCAGAUGUUUUUCUUGGAAGCUUUCCUCACUCAUGGGAAACCAUUGCUGUUUAUUGGUCCGACGGGAACAGGAAAGUCCGCCAUUACUAACAACUACAUCGUGAGGAUGCCGAAAGAAAAGUAUCUUCCGAUCAACAUAAAUUUCUCCGCGCGAACCAGCGCAGGCCAGUCCCAAGACAUCAUUAUGGCCAAGCUGGACAGGCGUCGUAAGGGAGUGUACGGUCCUCCUCCCGGUAAGAAAUGUGUUGUGUUUGUCGAUGAUCUCAACAUGCCGUCUAAGGAGAAGUAUGGUGCCCAGCCCCCUAUUGAGUUGUUGAGACAGUGGUUGGAUCAUUCUCACUGGUAUGACCGCAAGGAUACAUCCAAAUUGGAACUCAUGGAUAUGCUGUUCGUGUCAGCCAUGGGACCCCCAGGUGGCGGCCGUAAUGACAUCUCUGAUCGGUUUACUCGCCAUAUGAAUAUCAUAUCCAUUGACUCAUUUGAUGAUAACACCAUGACCAAAAUAUUCACCUCCAUUGUGGACUGGCACUUUGCCAAAGGAUUUGACUCUUCCUUUGGAAGACUGGGAAAGAUCCUUGUUCAAGCAACAAUGCACGUGUACAAGUCUGUCGUGGAGAAAUUCCUUCCCACCCCCAGCAAGUCACACUACGUCUUUAAUCUGCGUGACUUCGCGCGUGUCGUGUUUGGAGUGCUCCUUGUUCCCUCCACGCACCUCCAAGAGGGAGACAAGUUGAUUCGACUGUGGAUCCACGAAGUGUACCGAGUGUUUUACGAUCGGCUAAUCGACAACAACGAUCGAGUGAUGUUCUUCGAGAUGAUGAAAGAGACAACUAAACAACAGUUUAAGAAAGAUAUGGAUGGCUUACUGGACCACAUUGUACCAACAGGGCAGAAACUCAAGGAUGAUCAUAUCAGGAGUUUAUUUUUUGGUGACUACAUGGUCCCAGAUAGCGCUGAACGAAUCUAUGAUGAAGUUACUGAUAUAACACUGUUGACCCAACAGAUGGAGGGGUAUCUAGAUGAGUUUAAUCAGAUGAGCAAGACGCCCAUGUCUCUUGUUAUGUUCAAGUUCGCCAUUGAACACAUCUCGCGAGUAGCUCGCGUGUUGAAACAAGACAAUGGACACGCUCUUCUUGUUGGUAUCGGAGGUAGUGGUCGUCAAAGCGCAACCCGUUUGGCUACAUUCAUGGCGGACUAUGAUCUUUUCCAAAUUGAGAUCACUAGAAACUACACCAAGAAUGAAUGGAGAGAGGACGUCAAAAAGAUGCUGAUCAAAGCCGGAGUGGACGGAAAGCAAACAGUGUUCCUGUUCAGUGACAAUCAAAUCAAGGAAGAGUCAUUUGUGGAGGACAUCAACAUGAUUCUGAAUACUGGUGAUGUUCCAAACAUCUUUCCCGCAGAUGAGAAGGCGGAUGUUAUUGAAAAGAUGCAAACUGUGGCCAGAGUAGAGGGCCGUAAAAUCGACGCCACCCCGCUGGCGAUGUACAACUUCUUUAUCGAGCGAGUUCGUGCAAACCUUCAUGUGGUGUUGGCUAUGAGUCCUAUUGGCGAUGCUUUCAGAAGCCGAAUGCGAAUGUUUCCUUCGCUCAUCAACUGCUGCACCAUCGACUGGUUCCAGGCGUGGCCGGAAGACGCACUGGAGAUGGUGGCCAACAAAUUUCUUGAAGAAGUGGACAUGGCUCACGAAGUUCGUAAGGAAUGUGUGUACAUGUGCAAGUAUUUCCAUGAGAGUGUCAGAGAAUUAUCAGACAGCUUUUACGAUUCUCUUAGACGCCGAAAUUACGUCACGCCAACGUCAUAUCUUGAACUCAUCAUGACGUUCAAGAAACUCUUGGACAUCAAAAGACAAGAAAUAAUGACACUCAAACAGCGUUACGUCACAGGUCUGGAGAAGUUGGACUUCGCUUCCUCCCAAGUAUCUGUCAUGCAACAGGAGCUCAGUGAUCUGCAACCAGAGCUAAUCAAGACUUCGGCGGAGACGGAAAAGCUGAUGAUAAAAAUUGAACAGGACACUGUUGAAGUUGAAGCUAAGAAAGAGGUUGUGGCAGCCGAUGAGGCGGUAGCAAGUGAAGCAGCAGCUGUAGCCAAAGGAAUAAAGGAGGAAUGCGAGAGUGACUUGGCAGAAGCCAUGCCGGCGCUAGAGGCCGCCAUGCAGGCCCUGAACACACUUAAACCAAGUGACAUUAGUAUGGUUAAAACAAUGAAGAACCCACCUGCUGCAGUGAAGCUGGUCAUGGAAGCUGUAUGUAUCAUGAAAGGCCUCAAACCCGAAAGAAAGCCUGAUCCCUCGGGCUCGGGACGAAUGGUGGAAGACUACUGGGGUCCUUCUCAGAAGAUGCUGGGAGACAUGAAAUUCUUGGAGUCUUUGAAAGUUUAUGACAAGGACAACAUUCCAGCCGCCAUUAUUAAAAAGAUCAGAGAGAAAUAUGUAACCAAUCCUGAUUUUGACCCCAAUAACAUUCGUUCAGUCUCCUCAGCCUGCGAAGGACUAUGUAGAUGGGUGCGCGCUAUGGAAGUGUACGAAAGGGUGGCGAAGGUUGUCGCCCCCAAGAAGAUAAAGCUUGCUGAAGCAGAGGCCGAACUUUCCGUGCAAAUGGAGAAAUUAAACGCCAAGCGAGCUCAACUGAAAGAGGUUGUCGAUAAACUUCAAGCACUGAAUGACGAAUUUGACGCAAUGACCAACAAGAAGAAAGAAUUAGAGGCCAACAUUCUGAUCUGCGAGCAAAAGCUGGACCGAGCCGAAAAACUGAUAGGAGGACUGGGUGGCGAGAAAGACCGCUGGACUGAAGCGGCGCGGGUGCUGGGAGAGAGAUAUGACAGGAUCACCGGUGAUGUGCUUCUGUCCUCUGGGGUGGUAGCGUAUUUGGGCCCUUUCACUGUGGACUUUAGAAACGACUGUAUAUCCAGUUGGGUAGAACAAUGCAAUGUCAAAAAGAUCCCUUGUUCGGAAUCGUUCUCUCUGAACGCGACUCUUGGUAGCCCGGUUAAGAUUCGCGCAUGGAACAUUGCUGGUCUUCCUGUGGAUUCGUUCUCAGUUGACAAUGGUAUUGUUGUGGACAACGCACGAAGGUGGCCGCUUAUGAUAGACCCUCAAGGUCAAGCCAACAAAUGGAUCAAGAACAUGGAGAAAGAAAACAAACUGUCCGUUAUCAAGCUUUCUGACUCAAACUAUAUCCGUACCCUGGAAAACAGUAUUACGUUUGGUACGCCAGUGUUGAUGGAAAAUGUUGGAGAGGAAUUGGAUCCUAUACUUGAGCCACUGCUCCUAAAACAGACAUUUAAACAAGGCGGUGUAGAGUAUCUCAAACUCGGCGAAAACAGCAUUGAGUACUCACGUGACUUCCGAUUUUACAUCACCACGCGCCUGCGAAAUCCACAUUACCUGCCGGAAAUCUCCGUCAAGGUGACACUAGUGAACUUCAUGAUCACUCCCUUGGGUCUGGAGGAUCAAUUGCUGGGGAUUGUCGCCGCUAAAGAGAAACCUGAGCUUGAGGAAAAGAAGAAUCAGCUUAUUUUGGAAAGUGCUGCAAAUAAAAAACAGCUCAAAGAAAUUGAAGAUAAGAUUUUAGAGGUCUUGUCGUCGUCUGAGGGAAAUAUCCUGGAGGAUGAAACUGCAAUCAAGAUCCUUUCAUCGUCUAAAGUUCUCUCCGAAGAAAUCUCUGCCAAGCAGGAAAUCGCCACGGCAACGGAGAAAGAAAUAGACGAGACACGUAAUGGCUACAAGCCUGUCGCAGUACACUCGUCCAUAUUGUUCUUCUGUAUCUCGGACCUGGCCAAUAUUGAGCCUAUGUACCAGUAUUCACUCGCCUGGUUUAUUAACCUGUACCUUCAGUCCAUUAGCAACAGCAGGCCUUCAGCUGACUUGGAAGAAAGAAUUGGAAAUUUGAACGAUCACUUCACGCAAAGCGUUUACUCUAACGUGUGUCGCUCAUUGUUUGAGAAAGACAAGCUGUUGUUUUCAAUUACUCUUACUAUCGGCAUCUUGAAGGGAAGGGGUAAAGUUGAUGAUCAAGUUUGGAGGUUUCUACUUACUGGAGGUGUUGCUUUGGAAAACCCAUUUCCAAACCCGUGCUCAGAGUGGUUAAGCGAGAAAGCUUGGUCCGAGAUCGUGAGGGCUUCCGAUCUACCCAACCUAAAUGGACUCAAAGACAGUUUCCCAGAUCCAGGUUGGAAAGCAUUCUACGACUCGGCAACUCCACAUUCAGAAAAAAUGCCCGAUCCUUGGGAUGCGGUGUCGGGUCUAGACAGGCUGGUGAUUCUACGUUGUCUCAGGCCUGAUAAGAUCGUUCCUGCAGUUCAGGACUAUAUUGUGGAGAACAUGGGUCGUUCGUACAUUGAACCGCCAACAUUCAAUCUUCAACUGAGUUAUAAUGAUUCCCAUUGCUGCGCGCCUCUGAUCUUUGUGUUGUCGCCUGGGGCCGAUCCAAUGGCUGGGCUGCUGAAGUUCGCCAGUGAUAAAGGCUUUGGAGGAAACAGAAUUCAGACUAUAUCUCUCGGACAAGGACAGGGUCCUAUAGCAGCUCGGAUGAUAGAACAGGCUCUAAAGAAAGGUACAUGGGUGGUGCUGCAGAACUGUCACUUAGCAACCAGCUGGAUGUCAAAACUGGAGAAGAUCUGUGAAGACGUCCUUGUCCCUGACAACACACACAAAGAUUUCAGGUUAUGGCUCACCAGUUACCCAUCACCAGACUUCCCCGUCUCUAUUUUGCAGAACGGAGUGAAGAUGACCAACGAACCUCCGAAAGGUCUGCGCUCGAACUUACUGCGCUCUUACUUAAACGAUCCCAUUUCAGACAGAGAGUUCUUUACUGCUUGUAAUAAGCCAGCACCUUGGGAGAAGCUGCUGUUUGGUCUUUGUUUCUUCCACGCCUUGGUGCAGGAGAGAAGGAAGUUUGGUCCUUUAGGGUGGAACAUUCCGUACGAGUUCAACGAGUCAGACUUGAGGAUCAGCAUGAGACAGUUGCAGAUGUUUUUAAACGACUAUAGUGAAGUUCCCAUGGAUGCUCUGACCUAUCUGAUUGGCCAGUGUAAUUAUGGCGGUCGGGUGACUGAUGACAAAGAUCGUCGACUGUUGGUUUGCCUCCUGUCUAUUUUUGUGUGUGACGAGAUCAUACAAAGUGAUGAUCACAGGUUUUCAGACAGCGGUACAUAUUACGCGCCUACUAAGGGAGAUUACGAAUCAUACGUGGACUACAUCCGGGACUUACCUCUCAUUCCUCAUCCAGAAGUGUUUGGUCUCCAUGAAAAUGCAGACAUUACUAAGGACCAGAAGGAAACUCAGGAGUUGUUUGACAGCAUCUUGUUGACCCUGCCCCGUCAGACAGGAGGCGGUGGGAAGUCGUCAGCUGAGGUGAUAGAGGAACUUGCCGCAGACAUCCUGUCGAAGUUUCCUCCCCCGUUUGACAUAGAGAUGGUGAUGAACAAGUACCCUGUGGUUUAUGAGGAGUCCAUGAACACUGUGCUGAGACAGGAACUCAUCCGGUUUAACCGGCUCACAGAGGUGGUGCGAGGCACGCUGUUUAAUCUGCAAAAGGCUAUCAAGGGUCUGGUUGUUAUGUCUGGUGAUCUUGAAGAUGUGUUUAACAAUAUGUUGGUCGGCAAAGUCCCGGCUGUAUGGUCUGCUAAAUCCUAUCCGUCUCUGAAACCUCUCGGAAGCUAUGUAACUGAUCUGUUGGAAAGAUUAACAUUCUUCCAAGACUGGAUCGACCACGGCGUGCCUAAUGUGUUCUGGGUCUCUGGAUUUUACUUCACUCAAUCGUUCUUGACAGGCGCCCGCCAAAACUUUGCUCGUAAGUACACCAUUCCUAUUGAUCACGUGGGUUUCCAGUUUGAAGUAACUAAGAGCGAAAGAGAAAUGGAAAAAAAACCAGAAGAUGGAGUCUAUGUAUACGGCCUGUUUUUAGAAGGAGCCCGCUGGGAUAGAGAGGAAAUGGUUGUGUCUGAAUCUCAGCCAAAAAUCUUAUUUGAUACUUUACCUGUGAUGUGGAUUAUCCCUGGUGAAAAAUCUACUUUCAAACCUAAAGCAACCUACUCCAGCCCAGUGUACAAGACAAGCGCUCGCCGGGGUACUUUGUCCACCACUGGUCACUCGACAAACUUUGUUAUGUACGUGGACUUGCCGUCAAACAAACCCGAGAGGCACUGGGUCAACAGGGGCGUGGCACUGCUUUGCCAAUUAGAUGACUAGUGAUGAGUGACGGAUCAUUUAUAUCGCUUUAAAUGGCUUCUCUUUGUUUUGCUUUUUUGGAAGAAUUUAAGUUUGGAGUGUGUGGGAUUGAAUUAUUGCUUAUUUAUAAAAUAAAUAACUUAUUGCCUUUAAACGAAUCUUAAUGUGAAAUAGUUUGAACUUCAGGCGCAGUGUGAACUUUUUCGGAUUUAUUUUCCUUUGUCUUUUCUAGUUUAAAGUUGCUUCAGUGUUUUGAAGUUUUUUUUUUUUACAUUAGAAAUCAUACGUUCAUACGUCCUUUCCAGUUUCAAACAAAGUUUUACAUACAUGUACGUAGUUUGAUAUCCUUGCUUAAAGAGUGAAAACGUAUUUAUUUACAAAAGCUGUUGUAGAGCAACAGGGUUAAGGUCUUCUCAGUUGUACAUAGCCAGAGAUAUUUUGAAAAAUGCAAGGUAACUUAAAUAAAAGAGUGGUUUGUAACCAGGCUUAAAACUUUAUCCUAGUUUUGUAUGCAAAAAAGAGUGAGGUAAACCUGAAUAUGUCAAUAAACACGGUAGUGUUUUGCUAUACUAA